Molecule: messenger RNA, 1782 nt
Organism: Cladophialophora immunda
Lineage: Eukaryota; Fungi; Ascomycota; Eurotiomycetes; Chaetothyriales; Herpotrichiellaceae
Product: ATP-dependent RNA helicase eIF4A
Exons: 5
Coding region: 231-1421 (396 amino acids)
Molecular function (GO): ATP binding; RNA helicase activity; RNA binding
Source: RefSeq, a predicted model, not a curated record
AGGCGAAAAAAAUGAAAUCAAAAUUUGAAACCAACGACCUACAAAUCUACCAUCUUCUCAUCUCAUCAUAAAAGACAACGCACCCGCGACAAAUCUCUUUCUCGAGAUUUAUUUUCUUCGUAUUAUUCACAUCACUGUCAACUGAGGCGCGCGCACAUUUCAGCGCGUCAACUCUGUCACACCACAUUCCACAUCACAGCAAACUCAGCAUCCAAAUUCAAACCGCAAUCAUGGCCGACAAAGGUCUUGAAGAAGUCCCAGAGUCUCAAAUCGAGUCCAACUACGAUGAAGUUACCGAUUCUUUCGAUGCCAUGGGUCUCAAACCCGAUCUCUUGCGCGGUGUCUAUGCAUAUGGUUUUGAAAGACCGUCCGCAAUCCAGCAGCGUGCCAUCAUGCCGGUGAUCAAAGGCUCGGACGUGAUCGCGCAGGCGCAAUCCGGAACCGGCAAGACGGCUACGUUCAGCAUUUCUUGCCUGCAGAAGAUCGAUCCGAACCUCAAGGCGUGCCAGGCGCUCAUCCUCGCCCCGACACGAGAGCUGGCGCAGCAAAUCCAAAAGGUGGUGGUGGCGAUCGGAGAUUUCAUGAACGUGGAGUGCCACGCUUGCAUCGGAGGAACAAACGUGCGAGAGGACAUGAAGGCGCUUCAGGACGGCCCACAGGUCGUUGUCGGUACCCCAGGGCGGGUGCACGAUAUGAUCCAGCGCCGAGUGUUGAAGACCGACAGCAUGAAGAUGUUCAUUUUGGAUGAGGCGGAUGAGAUGCUUUCGCGCGGUUUCACCGAACAAAUCUACGACAUUUUCCAACUCCUUCCCCAAUCCACCCAAGUCGUCCUCUUGUCCGCUACCAUGCCACAAGACGUGCUCGAAGUCACGACCAAAUUCAUGCGCGACCCAGUCCGAAUCCUGGUCAAGAAGGCCGAGUUGACUCUGGAGGGUAUCAAACAGUUCUACAUCGCUGUCGAGAAGGAAGAGUGGAAGCUCGACACCCUCUCUGAUCUCUACGAGACAGUCACCAUCACACAAGCCGUCAUCUUCUGCAACACCCGAAGAAAGGUGGACUGGCUCACCGACAAGCUCCAGGCUCGUGACUUCACAGUCUCGGCCAUGCACGGUGAUAUGGAGCAGGCUCAGCGUGACGUGAUCAUGAAGGAGUUCCGAUCGGGAUCGUCACGAGUUCUGAUUGCCACCGAUCUUUUGGCGCGUGGUAUCGAUGUUCAGCAAGUCUCGCUAGUCAUCAACUACGAUCUCCCCGCCAACCGUGAGAACUACAUCCAUCGUAUCGGACGUGGUGGUCGAUUCGGCCGGAAAGGCGUUGCCAUCAACUUCGUCACUGCCGACGAUGUUCGCAUGAUGAGAGAAAUCGAACAAUUCUACAGCACUCAAAUCGAAGAGAUGCCCAUGAACGUUGCUGACCUCAUCUAAUCACUCUAACUGGGCAUGUGGAUGGCGUUUGUUGCUCCAAUUGUAUGCGACUCCUCGAGAAAAGUGGGAUGAAGCCUGUCUCCGACUGCUUGGCUCAAGAUUGUCGCUCCACCACAAAAGUCAUGUUUUUCUUAUCAUGAGCACGGACGCGGUGAUAUCACAACCUGACGGCUGAGUUUCGCUUAUGUGGGCAGAUUUCGCUGGCGUUCUACUGCUUAAUGUCUAGCUGGCAAUCCGUUGUUGGCUGUCUUUGCAACACCAAAGAAUCCGAGUGCAUUCUCAUGUACAACGCAGGAACGAUGGUUUCUUUUGCUUCUUCACGAUAGAUAGGUAGAAAAUGAAAGGUUCACAUACCCCAAAA